GGCGGUCUCGUCCACCUCCUUCUAGCCUUUGUACUUUUACUCCUAUGAUGGCCAAGCACGAGCAGAAACCGAAGUUGCGGACCGCCGUCGAGCCGCUGGCGCACUUCGACCUUCCGAUUCCUCAUCAUUCGAUAUGCUCGUUCUCUCUUUCUCGGUCUUUCCUCUACCUUGGAACCCACAAUGGAUCUCUACUGUUACUUUCUCUAGAUUCAGACGACAGCCAUGAUCCGAGUUCUAUUCCAAUUGAAACUAUUUCCUCUUCCAUGUAUCGGAAGAUUUCGUUUGUGCGCGGCGUUUCGAUGGGGGAAUCUGCCGUGGAGGCGAUAUUUUUGCUAGUCGAGAUCGGGUUGGUCGUUGUGUUGUGUGAUGGGUUUUUGUUUUUUGUGGAUUCGUGCUUGGUGCAGCCAGUUAAAAAAGUAGGGUUCUUGAAGGGGAUUAGCGCGAUAGCGAGGAGAUUUCGAGGAAGUCAAACGGAAAGCACGGACUUGACAGAAGACGCGACGAGUUUUUUGAAGGGGCAGCGGAUAUUGGAGAAAUUGGGAGGUGGAGUUCGGGGCAAUGGGGUGAGAGCAAAGGAGUUGGACCAGCGUCAUGAAGGUAAUUACGUUUUUGCUGUUGUUGUGGGUAAAAAGUUGAUGUUGGUAGAGCUUGUUUUAGGCAGUAGAGCAGGAAGUAGUGAUAGAGACAUCAUUGGGGCCAAUGCCUCUUUUGUUAUUUUGAGGGAGAUGCAGUGUUUUGAUGGCGUUAGGACUAUGGUGUGGCUUGAUGAUUCUAUAAUUGUUGGGACGAGUAACGGGUAUACUUUGUUUUCGUGCAUUACUGGGCAAAGCGGUGUAAUCUUUUCACUACCAGAUUCAUCUAGCCGGCCUUUGUUGAAACUGUUGUGGAGAGAGUGGAGGGUAUUAUUGUUAGUGGACAAUGUGGGUGUGAUUGUUGAUGCACAUGGUCAGCCAGUUGGUGGGAGCUUGGUGUUUCGCAGGGCUCCAGAUUCUAUUGGGGAGCUGUCAUCUUAUGUGGUGGUUGCUAGGGAUGGGAAGAUGGAGCUUUAUCAUAAGAAAUCAGGUAAUUGCAUUCAAACUGUUACCUUCGGUGCUGAAGGAGUUGGCCCUUGUGUUGUUGUGGACGAUGAAAAUGGUAAUGGGGAACUUGUUGCAGUUGCAAUGCCCAAAAAGAUUGUUUGCUAUCGCAAAGUACCUUUCGAAGAACAAAUAAAAGAUUUGUUGAGAAAAAAGAACUUCAAAGAAGCCAUCUCCUUGGUGGAGGAGCUUGAGUGUGAAGGUGAAAUGUCAAAGGAAAUGCUUUCAUUUGUCCAUGCGCAAGUGGGUUACCUCUUGCUUUUUGACUUACACUUUGAGGAAGCUGUAGAUCACUUUCUGCAGUCAGAGAAAAUGCAGCCUUCUGAAGUGUUUCCAUUUAUAAUGAGAGACCCCAAUCGUUGGUCAUUGUUGGUUCCUAGAAAUCGAUACUGGGGUUUGCAUCCUCCUCCUGCACCCCUCGAAGAUGUUGUAGAUAACGGGUUGCUGGCCAUUCAAAGAGCUAUUUUUCUCAGAAAAGCUGGCAUAGAAACCGUCUUGGAUGAACAUUUUUUAUCAAAUCCACCAAACAGGGCUGAACUACUCGAAUCAGCAAUAAAAAACAUUAUCAGGUAUCUAGAGGUUUCUCGUACAAAAAAUUUAACAUCAUCUGUAAGGGAAGGAGUUGAUACACUAUUAAUGUACCUGUAUAGAGCUCUAAAUCAGGUUGAUAGUAUGGAGAAGCUGGCAUCGACUGAAAAUUAUUGUGUUGUGGAGGAGUUAGAAACUCUAUUAGAUGGCUCUGGACAUCUGCGGACACUUGCCUUCCUAUAUGCAAGUAAGGGGAUGAGCUCAAAGGCUCUUGCUAUAUGGCGUAUCUUGGCAAGAAAUUAUUCUUCUGGUCUCUGGAAAGAUCCUGCUGCUGAAAAUGGCUUAGAUGAUGGUAAUGCAUACAUAAGCUCUGGUAGGGAGAUUGCUGCAACUGAGGCAUCAAAGAUUCUUGAGGAUUCAUCUGACCAAGAUAUGGUUCUCCAGCAUCUUGGAUGGAUUGCAGAUGUAAAUCAAGUACUUGCUGUUCGAGUUCUGACAUCAGAAAAAAGAACAAAGCAGCUUUCACCUGAUGAAGUGAUUAAGGCAAUUGAUCCAAAGAAGGUUGAUAUUCUUCAAAGGUACCUUCAAUGGUUGAUUGAAGAUCAAGACUCUGAUGACACCCGAUUUCAUACAUUAUAUGCUGUCUCACUUGCCAAGACAGCAAUUGAAACCUUUGAAAAAGAACAUAGCUCUAAAAGCCUUGAUUCUAGGAGGCUACAAGGGGUGAAUGACACAGAUAUUCGAAGGGACUCAAUCUUUCUAAGUCCUGUGCGGGAACGAUUGCAAAUAUUUUUACAGUCAUCAGAUUUAUAUGAUCCAGAAGAGGUUCUUGAUUUGAUUGAAGGAUCUGAGUUAUGGUUGGAAAAGGCUAUUCUGUACAGAAAAUUAGGGCAGGAGACGUUGGUCCUUCAAAUUUUGGCCCUGAAACUGGAGGACAGUGAAGCGGCAGAGCAAUACUGUGCAGAGAUUGGCAGACCUGAUGCCUAUAUGCAGUUACUUGAUAUCUAUUUAGAUCCACAGGAUGGUAAAGAGCCUAUGUUUAAGGCUGCUGUUCGCCUCCUCCACAAUCAUGGAGAAUCACUGGAUCCUCUUCAAGUUUUAAAUACACUGUCCCCAGACAUGCCCCUCCAACUCGCAUCUGAGACAAUAUUGAGAAUGUUCAGGGCUAGACUUCAUCAUCAUCGUCAAGGACAAAUAGGGCAUAAUCUAUCCCGUGCUGUGGACAUUGAUGCAAGGUUAGCAAGAUUGGAGGAGAGAUCACGACACGUGCAGAUUAAUGAUGAGAGCCUCUGUGAUUCUUGUCAUGCUCGGCUUGGAACUAAGCUAUUUGCAAUGUAUCCAGAUGAUACAGUAGUUUGCUAUAAGUGUUUCCGUCGUCAGGGUGAGUCCACUUCUGUCACAGGUCGCAACUUCAAGGAAGAUGUCUUGGUCAAACCCGGUUGGCUUGUUAGCCGCUGAGCAAAAGAAACAAGAAAUUAUUCAGAAGUUUAGGAGGCAAUUUUUCAUAUCAUGUCAUGUUGCUUUUCUUCCAGCUUUGGCUAUGGAAGCUUUUUGUGGCUUGCACUUUCAAAGGCAUGAAAAUACAGCUGAAAAAGUACCAAAAUUUCAGGAUGCUGGUUUUAAGUGUAUCAUCAAAUCUGGCUUCUGGUUAAUGACUCUGGCUUUUUCAUUUCUUUUGUACAUUAGAUCUAACAAAAGGACCAAAGGGUUAGUGUUUCGCUGUUUAUUCAUUGUGUUGUACGUGUUCAUUGAAAUUUUCCUUUCCCUUCUGGGGUAAAAUAAUCAAAUUAACUCACA
This is a messenger RNA of Rubroshorea leprosula, 3401 nucleotides long. The record is from the annotation of a GenBank genome assembly. Lineage: Eukaryota; Viridiplantae; Streptophyta; Magnoliopsida; Malvales; Dipterocarpaceae.